Molecule: messenger RNA, 630 nt
Organism: Daphnia pulicaria
Lineage: Eukaryota; Metazoa; Arthropoda; Branchiopoda; Diplostraca; Daphniidae
Exons: 4
Coding region: 1-630 (209 amino acids)
Biological process (GO): regulation of cilium movement; axonemal dynein complex assembly; cilium-dependent cell motility
Cellular component (GO): axonemal dynein complex; axoneme
Source: RefSeq, a predicted model, not a curated record
AUGGAAACAGUUUCGCGUGAACAAACGACGGAAAAGGCAAACAAAGACGCGACGCAAAUGCAGGAUCCCAGUACAAGGCUGAGCGACAUCAUAAAACAGUGCACCAAUUCAACUGACCAUGUCAAAUUGGUGGGCGAGAAAGGGGAGGCGGCCUUGGCUGCCAGUCACGACGUCCUGAAACGAUUGAAAGACGAUGGCUGCGAUUUGAUCGGAAGUGUCGAAUCGAGUUCGGCGGUUCGCACUGGACGUCAACUGGACCAGCGACAGGCCACCGAGACGGAAUGCACGUCAUUAUCCGAAGCUUGUUCCACUCACGUUAAUGCCGUCGACAUUACAUUGCAGUCGACAUGGACGGAGGCUUUCAAAAACACGGCCCCUCAUCAAUUAACAGCGGACAUACAAGAAAUUCAAGGGAUGAGCGACGACGUGCUAAACACCCAGCAGGUACUGAUUGACCGAUUACGCGAAGAGGUGAAUCAAGCCGACAAAAUUAUCCAGCUGGAAAUUGAGCGCCAGACGGAAGAUCUCGGCGUGAUGCGCAAAAGGAUGAAGGAUCAUUUGGAUUUCACCCGGACCACCCAGCGCUGUCAACUGGGAGAGAUUGACGCAAGUUAUUUUUUUAUCUUUUAA